AUGCCUCGCCGCAAGAUUAAUUGGUUGUAUUGGCCAGAUACUCUCCCUCCAUCGGACGACGCCGACGAUAACCUUACCCGUGACGGUGUCGCGAGUCGACCUGACAUCGAAGACACAACCCUCAUUGAUUGGGGUCUUGGGCAGAGUGAGCUAGUGGAAAGUGGAUCUACUGUCGAUUUGCUGUGCAUGGAAGGAGCAACUCCUCACUGGGAGCACAACGUUAGCGACGAGGAUUUGAAAGCCCUUUUGCAGUUGCCUGAAGACAAGCCUGAAGCACGCUCGAUUAGAAUGUGCUUUCUGAGCACGCGACAAACAGACGCUGGAUGGCUUCCUGGCAAUUUCAGCAUUCGUCCUGAGACGAUCCGCACUCUUCGCAAAGCUGGAUUGUCAGAUGUGCUCCUGACGAAUCUCUACUCAAAGCACGGAAAUUGGUCGAGGAUGGCCAACCAACAAUAUGUACGAUACGAUCAGGACAAAACGCUCAAAUCCUUCGAAUAUUGCUAUCAAUACCGAUGUGGUUGGGAUAAUGGUGUCGGCUACAUCCACUGUGUUCGAGGACAGCAUCGAACGACGUACUUCUGCAUCAACUACCCCUCUACUGCGGUGAAAAGACUGCGUUUAGCAAUGAAGUUCGAACCAAACAUUGUAUAUCGAGACUUCUUCGUCGAUACCUUGGUCGCUAAUGAAAGUUCGGGGCAAUGGCAAGCUAAUAUCCAUCACCGAAGACAGCUACUCCAAAAAUAUGAAAGCCAGUAUGAAGAUGGAAAUAUUAACUACCACUCAUCAACUGUCGGACUGCACAAACUCUCUCGACACUGGCUUACACUGGGCCAAGACUGUACGGACUUCUACUUGCAAUUGAAGUUUUUGCGCAGCACAUAUGAUAUCUAUAUGAAGACACUAGAGUCACAGAGUCCCGUCUGGGCUGUCGACACUACGGUAGAUAUUCGCGAAUCUUUUGACCUCUUUUCAUCGCAGUGCGACGUUUUUGUGAGAUGGGCGAGAACAUAUCACGAACGAACGAAUCUUCGUAUCAACCUCCUUUUUCAUCUCGCAAACCAGCGAGAGUCGCGCACUAGUACUGAGAUAGCAUCCUUAACUGCAAAGCCUAUUGUUGAUCGACGUGUGUUGAUCCGCUCAAAGGUUGCGGAACAAACGCAGCGUGACUCUGCAUCGAUGAUCACAAUCGCCGCAAUGACAAUGCUCUUUCUGCCAGGCACAUUCGUUUCGGCAGUACUUAGCACGACGUUCUUUGACUUCGACAGUGACGGAAUAAGCGUUUCGCGCAAAUGGUGGAUUCUGCUUGCCGCCACCAUACCCCUCACGAUCCUAGUCUUUUGCAUAUGGCUAUACUGGCGGGCCAACAGGCUGGAAAGGACGGCCAGUCGGGAUUCUGCUUCGCCGUCAAAGCCUUGGUGA
Molecule: messenger RNA, 1419 nt
Organism: Parastagonospora nodorum SN15
Lineage: Eukaryota; Fungi; Ascomycota; Dothideomycetes; Pleosporales; Phaeosphaeriaceae
Exons: 8
Coding region: 1-1419 (472 amino acids)
Source: RefSeq, a predicted model, not a curated record